UUUCGCCACCGAUGUUUUUGUCACGCGUCGUCGAUAUGUCACUUGAAUUGUUGUCUGUAGUUGAUGUUUAAUAAACUUGUUAAAUAGGAUCCAGAAAGUAAAUAAUGAUUUUGUAUAAUAGCUUAAAUUGUUUCCAAAUUUCAGUGUAAAUAAUAUACUGGUGACAUAUUUUUAAAGUAUAUUAAAUAGACCAACUACGGUUGGUCUUUCGACUUGCACUUUGUUUUGCUGGUGGUGGUGAACCAGCGGUUGCCGUUGGUCGAACACAAGAGAUCGCCUGCCUCGCGGGGUUGAUGUGGCUAGGUUAGAAGCCGUGACAGGCUGCCUAGCUUUCCCGUCGACUUUCGUUAAAGGCAAGCGAAGACCGUUGGACAAAGGGAAGCGUGAUGACUGAGAAGUCCAAAGAAAAUGGAGGUGGAAUGGAAACAGACAUGAAUAAAGAUGACAAACCCAAAGUCAUCAAGAAACUGAGCUCCAAAGAUGGAAAACCAAUUGGAACCUACACGAAGGCUGAAUUGAUGAACCUCUCAGAAAGCCCAGUCUCAAGAAAGAAACAUGCAUGUUUGGCUGAUGAAUUCUGCGACAAGAAUGGUGUCUGGGAUCCAGAACGGUGGCAUGCUUCAUUCAGCAACAAGUCAUCCAGGGGGAGUUCGCCAAUUGGCUUUGAGGGAAAAGAGAUCAAAAAGAAAACUCUUGACCCAAAGGAAAGAUUGAAAGAAGAACAGCGUGAUGGUAUUGUUCUAAGCCCACAGCGCCGCAGCUUUGUUCACGGCUGUCAGGUUAAUACGACAAGCAGCGACAACAGUGGAUCAAACCAAUCAAAUAACACAUAUGAUAGCCGAGAUGGACAUGAUCGGCCUCCUGUUCGUCGCAUUGGUAGUGGAAGAAUAAUUCCACGUGCUAGUCCUUCAGAUUACCAGGAUAAAGAUCGUGGACGUGGUCGGGAUAGCAGAGAUUAUCGAUACGAGUCACGUGGUCGUUAUGAUCGUGAUAAGAGGACAUAUAAAAAUAGUCGCGAAGAUGCCGAACCAGAAUGGUUCACUGGGGGACCAACCUCACAGACCGACACCAUCGAACUUCGUGGUUUCCAAGAUGCUAACAGUAGUAGGAAUUCUGCUGAGGAAAAGAAGAAAAAACCAGAGAAGGUAAAAAACAAGAAAGUAGAGCAAAAUGGAACUGGUAAGCAAGAAGCUAGAAUUUCUCCAGCACCUGAGGAACCAAAGGAAGAAAAGAAACCAGAGACUUCUGGUGGGACUAAAGAGUUUGACAUCAACCAGUUCUUCACCUUAGCAGAUAGUAUUGAGAAUAUUUCGGUUCCUAGUCAAGAUACAGUUGGAUCUGGCAGCAGGUUCAGUCAGUGGUUUUCCAGCAACAGCACAAAAUCUGUGUCUCCUGUACAAGAGAAACAAAUGGGAUUCCUUAGCGAACUGCAAGGUAGGCAUAGUCCCAACUUGUCAGCAUCUUUGUUCAUGCCUAUUAAACCUGAUAGGGAAACUGGCCCACAAUCCACCAGUGACAUCCUAGCAAUGUUGCAGCGCAGUAACAUGGGUCCCCAAAGAAGCAACAACAGUGUUCAACGCUUUAUGGAGCAGCACCAAGGAGGCAGGCAAAACAGAUCGCCAACUCCACCACUACCAGGCAAAAUAACCAGUGUCAGUGAAUUGGAAUCGCAGGUGAGGAGCCUAGCUGAAAUAGAGGGUGAGCUGUACAACUCGCACUCUCAUCACAACCGAAGCCAACACCAGCUUCACUUUGGGGAGCAGCCACCACACCAGAUGAUUCCUGAGCAGACAGCUUUCAACUCAUUCCUAGCUAACAUGCAGAUUAAGAGAGGUGCAGUCCAAAGGUCUCAUUUGAUAAAUGAAGAAAAGAGAUCCCCAUCACCAAUUGACCUUGUUCUUGGCAUGGGAGUAAAACGGCAAUCUCCGCUACCAUGGAAGGAUCAAGGCAUGGGCAACCUUCAUCAUCACCAUAUCCAGCAGAACCAGAUGCAUCAGAUGAAUACAUCUCUCCAGCAGCUUCUGCAGAACUCACAGGCUAAUCAGCAGCAGUCGAUUAUGAACCAACAUCAGUCAUUUACUGGUAGUCGCAUUGGACACAACUACAACACUCUUCAACCACCAAGACCAGCCACAAGGACUCCUUCCCCUGCAAAUGCAGAUGCUCUCUCAGUAGCAGCAAUGUUGAAGCAAAUGAACAACCAGCAAAGCCAGGAGCAACACAUGCAUGUGAUGGGACAGAGCCUAGCCACAGACCAACAGCUUGCAGCAAUUAUGAAACAGCCAACCCUCAGUGCAGACGUUGCUGCGCUAGCCAUCCUUCAACAGCAGCAGAAGCAACAGAAAGAGGUGUUUGGUGGGUCAUCUGCACCUGCAGGCAGAGCCCUCAGUCCUCAAGAACAAGUCCUCCAACAAGUGCUGUAUCAACAAGCUGCAGCUGUUGCUCGGGGACCUUCACCAGCAAACAUUGGAAAUGCAAUGCAAGCUGCACCACUUUCCACCACCCCAAUAAAGCAAGUCCAGUUACAAGGAUCACAAAUGAACAUGUUGACACCAGGAGUGAUGCAACCUUCUCCGAACAUGAACCGCAUCCCAUCUCCGCAGGAGCUCGCAGCUCACACGCAGAACAUCUUGCACAAUGCUGUCAUCAAGAGGCAGCUAGAAGUGCAGAAAGAGAAGUUCCUCGCGCGAGAGGCAGCCCGUAAGGCCCCUGCCGGUACGCCAGACAGGCAGCCAGUAAGGCCACCAGUGACACCUGCGUUCACACCGACUUCGGUCAUUCGCAAAAUGUAUGAGACCAAGGCAGAGGCAAAGAAUGAAGACCAGCAUCAUGACAGGGAGGAAAAUGAGAGCAACAGGAGUGUAAAACUAGAUCUAGGAAAAAAGCUGGAGAGUGCGUGUGAUGAACAAGAACACAAUAGACAGGAAGUAGCUAUGUCUCAGCCCCAUCCUAAUGACAUGCAAAGAGCGUUUGACGUGUCCUUCAGUUCACCAACUCGUAAAUUACACAAUGAACCUCAACAUCAUCACCAACAGAACUACCAGUCCCCUUCACCUGUCAACAACCUUGAUAUGUCCACCAAUCAAAGACCUACUCCCAUGCAGCGCUCACCAGGAAGUCACCAGUCACAGAAUCCUUCUGGUAACUAUGAUGGUAUCAAUUACAAGAAGAUCUUGGAGAUCCAGCGACAGCAGCAGCAGAAAGCAGCAUUAGCAGCUGUAGCAGGACAGUCGCAACAACCAAGUUCACAGGGGCAGGGCAUGUCUUCUGGACAUUCCAUGGCACGCCCUAUGCAUCAUGGAUUCCCGAUACAGAUGAUGCAGCGUGCUCCGUUGAUGCACGGUAUCCAUCCAGUACCUCAGCCACAUGGUAUGCAGGUGCCCAACACCUUUCAACAAAUGCAGAGAGGUCUGCAUCCGGGUGGCGUUGGUGGUCUGUCUCCAAUGAUGAUGAACACAAGAGCUGCCUUCCCAGGAGCAGCAGUAGUACAAGCUGGCCUAGUACACAACCAAACAACACCCCUUGGAGCAAGAAGAGAGUUCAACUUGGCGAAUCAACCGGUCAAAUUUGCUAGUGAGACCCCAACAAGAGCUUCGCCAGUGAAUCUUGCAAAAUGGUUCGGUAAUGAUCUCUUACAACACCCAAUGCCGCAAAUGCCACAGCACAAUGUGCUGGGUCAACGGGUAAUCUCGGUUGAGGAAUUAGAAAGACAGCAACAAGCUGUGGGAUAGGACGACAAAUGUCGCGGUCAAAUUAUUCCUCAGAUUUUCAUCAACUGUAAAAAUGUGACCAGAAAUGUAAAAUAGAAGCUUCCAGCCACCCAGUACAAGCAUCCUUUGUUAACAAUUCAUUAUUAAGAAUGUUUACAUAUACUUACUUAUGUGUUAUUGACAAAAAGCAUAUCAUUGUAAAAACAGAUCAUUAUAAGCAAUUAUGAGCAUUUACUGAGAUUGUAUUAAUAUUUGUUUACUUUCAUGCUUUGAAUUGCUAAUUUCAUGUGUAUACAAUAUUCCUGUGCCCCAGCACCGACUCACUGAGCAAGCUGUAUAAACAGAGCUGCUGAAAGGAGUGCGUUUAUUUGUGGUUUUUCCUAAGUUGGCAAAAUGAUAGUAGGGACUCCAUGUCAGUUCUGUCUUAAACAUAAUAUACAUUGAGAUGAUAACCCAGUGUCUUCAGUAUCAUAUCCAGCAAAAUGUAAGCGAAGGCUGUUGUAGAUUAAGCCCAUUUCCCUAAUUCAUAGUCCUGUUGGUUGCUAUAGAAACCAAUGUCAUUUCUUAAAAUGCUUUUCACUUAUUUGUGGUUAUUAUAUUACAUCAAAUGAUUUCACCUAAUGGUAUAUAACCCCAGUGCUUCAAAUGUUUAACUGCAUUGGCUAUUAUCCCAAGUGUUUAAAAUAUUUGGCUCAUUUUUUAGGUUAACCCCCAGCUCAAAAUAUAGGUCCCUGUGGAUGGUUUAAGCUAGAGACCUAACAAAAGAGAACAUUGUUUGAUGGUAACCCCAGACAACAUGCUUUAGAGCCAUCUCGGAGGUAUAUCCUGAGUAGCCAGCCCCCUUUCAGCAGCCCUGUGUCUAGUAUUAGAUAAUGUAUUUAAUGAUGCAAGAUGGCAAAUUAUUGAAUAGCUAUUAAUGUGUAGAUCAGUAGAUGUCUCUACAAUUGUCUUCUAAAUGUAUUUAUUUUUGUUCUUUGUAAGAGAGUGUAUAUAAGGAAGAAAAAACAAUUGAAAAGAACUUGUUAUUUGUAUUCUAAAAGUUAAAAUGAGGGGAAGUCACCCGGUUAUUUUUGUUCUGUAGUUAAAUGUUUACAUGGUAUGACUUGUCAAAUUCAAAAAAUCUGUAAAAUGAAAGGACAAAAAAAAAGGUUAAUUGUGUGAAUUUUUUUCAAAAAUUAUUUUUGGAAUUGAUAAUUUGUGUAAAAAAAUUGUGGUAGCUAAACACCUUAAGAGAUGUUAACUGUUGUAUGUAUUUCACGAGCUCAAGUUAAUAAAUUAAGAGCUCAGAUGCUGUUUUCAGUUGACAAGCUUCUGUACUUUAAAUAUGUAUUACCUUGUAACAAUUCAAAUUUGCAAGAAAAACCGUUAUGUAUAUAUUUUGUAAAAGGGUAAAUAGAAUUUGUUCUUGUCAUUUUGCUUAACAGUUUAAUGUGCAUAAAUUUAUGUUGCCAAAAAGUAAACAAGAAAAAUCUGAUUCUGUUUGAAGUAGAUUUAUUAUGGUAUUCAACGUAGUAAUUUACAAAUCAUAAAUUAAAUUUAGCAUUCAUGCAGUGUGAAUGAGUUACAUGUUUGUAUAAUAUAUAUAUAUAUAUAUAUAUAUAUAUGUAUAUAUAUAUAUAUGUAUGACUGUAAACUUUAGCAGUGUCUAAUAAUGGUCAAUGAAUGUAUAGCCAUUCAGAAUAUACAUAUAUACAUUGCAUGUAUCCGUGAAUGCUGCACCAGUUUGUUUUUAUUUUUAUUAAUUAUUAUUUGUUGUAAUUGUUCUCCCCCACCCCCCUCUUGGUUUACCCUUCAUAAGGAAAUGAAGUUUGAAGAUCCUCAUUUAUAUAUCUUUUCUCAUAAUGUUGUAUUGUAAAUGUGAUUUAGUUGUGUUUAAUAUUACCGUCAGGAUUUAAUUUAUUGUAAACUUCAUUCUUAUGUGUAUAUCCUGAUAAUUCUAAUUCUUUAAAAGAAUAUCAUAGACUAAUUUCCUUUUGUGAAAUGAAUUAUUGUGAAAUUGACGUCGUGAGAAAGGAUUAUAUCUAAAACAUAAAAUUUGGUGGUUUAUUUGUAGAUUCAGUCAUAACAAUUGCGGGCCAUGUUUGUUGUCUUUGGGAUUUUUUUUUAAAGUUAUUCAAUUGUUUUCUAGCAUUGAAAAAACCCUUUAAUGAUUUCAAUUGUGGGUCCAAGUAUUUUUUUUUUUGUUUUUUGAUGUCAAAAGAAAAAGAAACAAAUUAUGCUAGCUUCUUGUAACUUUGAUAGUUACUAAGAUAAGUUUUUUGCUGUUGGAAUUUGUUUCAUAUUUUGCUUGUUUGUCAACCGUGAACCGUGAAAUAAACUUGAAGCAACAAAA
Anneissia japonica is the source of this 6042-nucleotide messenger RNA. RefSeq names its product eukaryotic translation initiation factor 4E transporter-like. The record is from RefSeq and is a predicted model, not a curated record. Gene Ontology annotation, cellular component: cytoplasm; nucleus. Lineage: Eukaryota; Metazoa; Echinodermata; Crinoidea; Comatulida; Comatulidae. Gene Ontology annotation, molecular function: mRNA binding. Gene Ontology annotation, biological process: negative regulation of translation. The transcript is spliced from 15 exons. The coding region runs from base 387 to 3731 and encodes 1114 amino acids.